CUUGGCGUUGUACCAGGGUUUGCCUGAGAGGGUGAGGCAGUUGGUGGAUGAGGCAGGCUUCGGGGAGUUCAUACAGACCCUUACCCCGGCCAGAAAUGACCAUGCUGUCCUGGUUGCACUUGCAGAGAGGUGGAGGGAUACCACCAACACCUUCCACCUACCGCUCGGGGAGAUGACGGUGACGCCUACUGACUUUGCGGCGAUCACCGGCUUGACGGUUGGAGGUGAACCUAUCCCGUUUGAUUCGGGCAUUGAGGAGGACGAGGAGCCUUGGAAUGGUUCUUGGGAGAGGUGCCCAAGGUUGAGGAGGGGAUGGCAAGAUAUGGACAGUUUACCAGAUACCUCACAAAGGAGGUGGCGACUGAGCAGGAGGCGGAGCAGAUGGCCCGGGCGUACCUGUUGUACCUUUUUGGUGCUACCCUGUACCCGAAUAGGCGUAGCAAGGUUCACCUAUCGUACUUGCCUGCACUAAGGGAUCUGAGGACAGCCUCACGCUUUGACUGGGGAGGAGCUGCACUUGGCGCAGCUUAUGGCUUUAUGGGGGACUCGUCGAGGACAGAGAUGAGCACUGCUGGGUACUGGCGGAUUUGGGAGCUCUGGGCCUAUGAAGUUUUGAACAUGUGUCGUCCAGUGACGAAGAGCCUAGACUUGGGGAUCCUCCCGCGUGCUCAUAUCUGGAGCAAGAAGAACAUGGGAGAGAAGAGAGGGAGAGGUGACCUGAAUGGCUUCAGGAUAUACCUAGACGAGCUUCGACCCUCACAAGUAUGA
Molecule: messenger RNA, 768 nt
Organism: Rhododendron vialii
Lineage: Eukaryota; Viridiplantae; Streptophyta; Magnoliopsida; Ericales; Ericaceae
Product: serine/threonine-protein phosphatase 7 long form homolog
Exons: 2
Coding region: 313-768 (151 amino acids)
Source: RefSeq, a predicted model, not a curated record